Messenger RNA from Panonychus citri (citrus red mite), 6434 nucleotides. RefSeq names its product BDNF/NT-3 growth factors receptor-like. NCBI's taxonomy places the organism in Eukaryota, Metazoa, Arthropoda, Arachnida, Trombidiformes, Tetranychidae. Bases 1988 to 4666 code for a protein of 892 amino acids. Gene Ontology annotation, biological process: multicellular organism development; cell surface receptor protein tyrosine kinase signaling pathway; positive regulation of kinase activity. The transcript is spliced from 14 exons. Gene Ontology annotation, cellular component: plasma membrane; axon; signaling receptor complex. The record is from RefSeq and is a predicted model, not a curated record. Gene Ontology annotation, molecular function: ATP binding; transmembrane receptor protein tyrosine kinase activity; neurotrophin receptor activity.
GUGAGUUGAUACUUUUCCAUUUGCUUCUCACUAACGAUAACCAAAAGGUUGUUUAAUCUUCUAAAAAAAAUUCUAUUCUCUUUUACGAACUUUGUUUACCUGUCAGUAUCGUUCUUCUGUCCAAACAUUAACCCUUCUCAUCUAAUCAUCUAAUCAUCACCUUCUCCUGUGAACUAAUUAAAUACUACAACAAUUACAAUCGUCAUUCAGAGUAAAUCAUUGAAACAAUUUAAAUGGAUCACCAAUGUAACCAAGUUUAAGUGUAUAAACCAAAAGGAAUCCAAACAAAAGCAACAACAAUUUACCAACAAUCAGCUUAAUUGUAGAAGAGGAAGAAAAAAACAAUCAUCAUAAUCAAUAUUUCACCUCAAACAACAAGAGUCAAUGAAAAGCUCCAACUAUUUACAAACAACAUCACAAUCACAAUCAGAUAUUAAUAGUAGUCAGUUGAAAUUAACUAAUUGUUAAUUUUCAAGUGAAAGUGAAAAGAGGUAAAUAACAAAAUGGUUACGACGUUAAUUGUGAAAAUGGCGGCGGUUGGUGUGUAAUAGCAACACAGAAACACUCAGACAAUCAACAACAUUAUCAACAGAAUCAGAAUUUAAUGCUUCUGAAAGCGUAACAGUUAAUUGAAUCAAUUUAAUAAUAAUAAUAAUCGUGUUAGUUAAAUAUCAAUCAACACCAGUUAAGCUCAUGAAGAAGCAAAAUGAACGUCAAUAAGUUACCCUGAUUAACUGAUUUCUGUUCAAAUUGUGUGAAAAACCAAAACAAAAACAACAACAAUCAAGUUAAAUUGAUAAGCCUAAAGAUGUCAAGGACUUUACAUCAUCAUCAUUAUCAUCAGCGGCCAUUUUACAGAAUAAGAAACAAGACAAUCUAAUCAACAGCAUUUACAGUCCAACAAUUAACCAUCGUCAUUAUUAUUAACCGUCACCAUCAAUUGCUGUUAGUCAGUUACAUUGGAAGCGCUUUCUCCUUGUCACCCUAAUCAUCAACAUCUUCUUAAUAGUCUAGUUUAAUUCCCACUCUCUCACUCUCUCUCUCUCUCUCUCUCUCUCUCUCUCGUGCUCUUUCUCUCUCUCUCUCUUUCCCUCCUUCAAUUUUUCUUUCUUGGUUUUAUUAAUCUAAGAAUCAUCUUCUACUUUCCAACAAUUUCAAUGAAUUAUGAUUCUGAUUGUUAGCAUUUCCCUAUCAACUGAAUCAACUAAUCAUUAUCAUCGUAUUGAUAAUCAAAUUGUGAUUAAUUUUCAACGUGAUGUGUUUUCAUCAACCACCAAUGUCGCAUCUCUAUUAUCAUUAUCAUCAUUUAAAGUUUCAUCAUUUCGUUCAUCAUCGUUAUUACACCAACGAUUAAUAAUAUUAUUAAUCAUUCUAAUUAUCAAGUUAACGGCAACAAUUAACCAAACAUCAUCUUAUAUCUCACAAGAAAUAAUAUCAAUGUCAAAUUUGAUGAUUACUAACAAUGGAUCCAAGGAUUAUCCGAUUGAUACUAAAACGAUUUCAACUAAUCAACGGUUAAUUGUGUAAUGUUGUUGUUGUUUCAUCCUUGGACGUGAUUGUGAUUAAAAACAAUUAACCCGGUAAAUAUCAUGAUCAACAAUCAACAACAAUUCACAAAGAAAAUCAUAUUAACCAUAAUUGCAAUGAGAAACAAAUUGUAAUACUGUAAGUGUGUUAAUCGCUGAUAAUCAUACUCACUCUCUCUCUCUCUAAUUGUGUGCCAUUGGAUUAAUUUCCUAAAUUUAAUUUACUAUUUUUAAUUGAAAUAUCAUCAUCAUCAAUUCAUCUUCCAUCAUCUUUGCAAAAAAAAUCAGUGAAUUGCAAACAAAAGCAACAAACAAUUUAUCUAUUUAGCAAAUUAACUGCAAUUAUCUGAGCAAAAUCAAGAUUAAUUGUUGACAAUCUCGUACUAAUUGCUGGAAUAACUUUUAUAUACAUCAUUACAAUCAACUCUUUUUACUCUUUUUUGCUUAAUUGUUAACAAGUUAUGUACAAAUUACGACAAUUUCUUGGUAACUUAACUUGGUCCACAAAUAAUCAGCUGAUCCCUUUUUUAAUUAUACUCAUAAUUAGCCUUGCAAUCAACAUUUCAUCAGUUAAUUGUGGUAAAUUGUCAUCACCAUCACCAGCAACUGUAAUAACAACAAUAUCACCACCAACGACAUUUGCAACAAUCAACUCUAACCAACAACAAUUGCAACAAUUUAACAAUUUUUCAUCACCAUCAUCUCAAAGGCAAUUAAACCUUAAUCAAAACUCAACAAUUAAAUUAGAAUCGGAUAUUUGUGAAAUCUGUUAUUGUAAUAAGGAUUCACUUACUUGCCAGAAAGACAAUCGACUUAAAUCAUUUCCAAUACUGUUAAAUGAAACUAAACGAGCAGCAAUUAAAGAAAUAAUCAUUGAAAAUCAAGCAAAUUUAACACGAUUAGGAAAAAAGGAAUUAAAUUAUUACCCAAGUAUAACCACAUUAACGAUAUCUAAUUGUGGAUUAGCUGUUAUUGAAGAAAAUGCAUUUAAAAGUAACAAGAAAUUAGAAAAAAUUGAUCUCAGAUUGAAUAGAUUACAAGUCUUGCCUUGGAUGGUUUUUGAUCAAACAAAUUUACCAACUAUUAUCAUGACUGGCAAUCCAUUGGCAUGCAAUUGUAGCAAUAAGUGGAUCCAGUUGAAUAUGAUGGACGGAGGGUCAAACCUUGGACCUUAUUGGGAUCAGAUCACUUGUAUUCAUCGGAAUGGUUCAAAUCAGAAUCUCUUACAAGCUUCAAUUGAUGAUUGUGAGCUGCCCAAAGUAACUGUGGAUCCUAAAACAAUUAAUAUCAACGAGACUCAAUCAAUUACAAUUACUUGUAAUGUAACUGGUUCACCAGUUCCAAGGGUUUUCUGGAGAAUCGAUGAUUCCUUCUCAAGGAUUUCCUCGUCUUUCCUUAAAUCACAAUUAGAAUCACCUGGAACUGGAUUAACUUUAACCAAUGUCUCCGAUCCAAUUAAUUUAAAUCGACCCUAUUCCUUAAUCACAAUUGCUAAUCCCAAAGAGGCAAAUGUAUUGAUCAUUGAAAACAUAACCGGACCCGAUAUUGGGUCAAUUAAAUGUAUUGGUGAAAAUAUGGUUGGUCGAGUUCAAGAUGAAUCAACAAUUCAAAUUGCAGGUAAACCUCGUAUCGAAACGUUUGAAUCUCAAGCUAAAUUUCAUCUGUGUCUUAAUUAUCGGAUCACUGGUGUACCGAAAUUAAAACGAUUGUGGUUCUUCAAUGGCAAACAAUUAAAGUUUAACGAUGAAAUUAAAGAUCUCGAGAUAAGAUCACCUAAAAAUCCUCAUCUAAUGUCAGGUUGUCUAGAAAUUCAAACAACAGGAACAAAAAUACUUGGUAAUUACACUUUGGUUGCAGUUAAUUCCUAUGGUGAGGAUAACAGGACAUUAUCAGUUGAUGCAACUGCAGCUGGUUUACCCAAAAAUCCGAAGCUCAUUCAAGUGCCUAAACCAAUUCCACCUCAGGAACGGGUCUUCAAUCAGAAUCGUGGUUCCGAUGGAAACGUUUACUCAAUUGUCAUAUUGAUUGGAUCCCUUGGUGGAGCUCUUAUUCUCUCUUCUAUCAUAAUAUUAUCAAUAAUCCAUCGUAAAAAUGACAGAAUUAAUAAGAAUGAAACACUCGAGAUUGCCAUACGUGAGAAGAUACCUUUGAAUGCUUCUAAAAUGAUUCGAAAUCCAAAUUAUUCACCAACAAAGGAUUCUCUCUAUUCUGAUUCAGGAUUAAGGUUAAUCCAAAGGAGUCGAAUAAAUUUCCUACGUGAAUUGGGUGAAGGUGCUUUUGGUCGGGUUUUUCUUGGUACAGUUGAAUCUCUUAAACCCGACGAAGACUCAACUUUAGCAGCGAUUAAAACACUUAAAGAUUCGAGUGAGCCUGAAGUACGAAAAGACUUCGAACGGGAAGCCGAAGUUCUAUCCAAUUUAACUCACACUAAUAUCGUUCAAUUUUAUGGAAUUUCGAUUGACGGUGAACCCUUAAUGAUGGUCAUCGAAUAUAUGAAAUUCGGUGAUCUAAACAAUUACCUGAGAGCCAAAGAUUGGUCCAACAAUUUGAUCAAAAUAUCGGAAUCGGAAAUGUCCACAUUCGAUAAACUUACCUACUCUGAUCUACUUAAAAUAUCCGUUCAAAUCGCUGCAGGCCUUGAAUAUCUAUCGUUACAACAUUUUGUCCAUCGUGAUCUGGCCACUCGAAACUGUUUAGUCGGUGACCAAUUGCUGGUUAAAAUCGGUGAUUUCGGCAUGUCCAGGGAUCUCUAUGCAACUGAUUAUUACAAGAUUGGACGUCAAACCAUGUUACCAAUAAGGUGGAUGUCUCCAGAAAGUAUUGUCUACAGAAAGUUCACCGUUCAAUCUGAUAUAUGGUCUUUUGGUGUAGUCCUAUGGGAGAUAUUCACCUAUGGAAAGCAGCCUUUCUAUGAAUUAUCUAAUCAAGAAGUGAUUAAGGAAGUUGUCGAAGGUAAAAUAUUGGCCCAACCGGAAGACUGUCCCAAUAUUAUUUACGAACUCAUGUCCAAUUGUUGGGUUGAAUCGCCGUUCAAACGGAUAACUGCCAGUGAGGUUCAUUCGCGUCUUCGAGAGAUUGUCAAAGAAGAAGCUCUUUUAAUUGAUGAUAAAUCAAUCGUUGAUUCUCAUAUAAUGAGGUGAAUAAAUUGUUACAUUGACAAUUAGAGAAAGAGAGAGAGAGAGAGAGUAGACAAUUAACUCGGUGAGACAACUGUAAACCUAUCACAUUGAUUACAUCUCGAAUAACGGUUAAUCAACGAUGGUACUUUUUUCUUAAAGCAAUAACAAUUCUGAUUGUUGAUAAUUAUCAUGAUUACUAUUUAGAAAUGGUUGAUAAUUGUGUUGUUUUUGCUCUGGAAAUGAUUAACUUAUUAAUUUCGACACUUUUGGAAUUCAUGUCACCAAGUGGCAACUUUUCUGUUCACCAGUUCGAGGAAAUUGAUCAUAAAUCUUAAAUGACAAUCGACAGUUAAUCAAGAUGAUAAUCCUCACCUUCUAAUCAUUUAAAUCCGAAAUCAAAUGAGACUGGAACCAUAAGCGAUCCCGAUGAAGGAAUCUAAUCAAUAUUAAUACCAAUCGAAGUGCAAAGGAUUAAGUUAAUCACUCAAUUUAAUUUGGACGAAAAUAGAUGAGACGAAUUAUGAAAGAAAAUUAAAAUUAUCCCAAACACUAAUCUCACCAACGAAAUCAAAGAAAUGGACAAACAAUCAAGAAAAUCAAUCGUUUCUCUCAAAGAAUCAAACUAAUUGAUUUCGUCAAUUCUUUUCAUCUUCAUCUUUUCCGGGAUAAAUUUACUCUCUCUUUCUUCAUCUUCAUCUUCAUCUCUUUGGUUGUCAUCAUCUUCUACUUCCUUAUCCUCUUUUUCAACACCAUUUUUUACUCAUCAACAAUCAACUUUGUCACAUUGAUUAUCUCUCUGUGAUUGACCAGUUGAAACACUCAAAGAUUGUGUUAGAAACUCAAUUGACUCAAGUUCUUGUUGAAAGAUUUUCAUGAAAAAGGAAAAUGAAUUGAACAUUGAAUCAAUUGUUUCGUUCAGUAAAAAGCUCAAUGAAUGAGAUUCAUCUUCUAGUCUCUAAUCAUCAUUAUCGAUAAUCUUUUUAUAUGUUUCUCUUCAUAAGUAAAUGAUGAAGAUCAUUGAUGGUUAUCAUCUUUCUCUCUCAUCAUCAUCCUAUUUCUGUAUUUAUCUCACUCAUCUUGGACUCGAUUCUUCAAUGUUAUUGAAUAUUAUUCAUCAAUGUCGAUCAUAAAUGAUGAUGAUUGAAAGAGAUGAUAAACUUACCUAAUUGAUGAUCUUCCUUUCAUUGUUAACUCGUAUUCUUCAAUAUUAUCAUUAGUUUCAUCUGAAUUAUUGAUUAACCUGAAUAAUCAAAUAUAAGGAGACAAGAUGAGAAAUGUUUCCAAGAAAAGUUUUAAUACUUUUGAAUAAACAACUUUUUUUUCUUCCAUUAAUUAGUUAAUUGUUCAGGAAGAAGAUUAGAAAGAGAUUUCGUUAUCAUCAUUAACUUUUCCCUUCUAAUGUAAUAACUUUAUUAAAAUCAAUUCUUCUCUCAAACAAUCAUUUAAUUGUAAACUAUUUUAUCACCCAUUCUGCAGAAUCAUAAUUCUAUCAUUAAGUUAAUCAUUGUAAUUAAUAUUUAUCAUCAUCUUCUGUGGAGCCAAAGUUAAUGUUAAAUUUGCUCAGAAUUGAAAAGUUAUAUCAACUUGGAAUUGUUAAUUAGCGACAUCAACUCUUGUAAAUUAUUCACCAAAGGAAAAUAACAAUUAUCAUCAACAAUUAAUUCUAUGAUAACAAUUGUAAUAAUAAUCAUCGAAUCAGAUUAAAUGGUAAAUUGUACAACAAUUAAGAAUUAAUUUUCGACCAAAAAUUUGAAGAAACAUAAAUAAAUAAACUAAGUCGAUCUCUUCA